Molecule: messenger RNA, 645 nt
Organism: Mytilinidion resinicola
Lineage: Eukaryota; Fungi; Ascomycota; Dothideomycetes; Mytilinidiales; Mytilinidiaceae
Product: Ydc2-catalyt-domain-containing protein
Exons: 1
Cellular component (GO): mitochondrion
Molecular function (GO): DNA endonuclease activity; Y-form DNA binding; crossed form four-way junction DNA binding
Source: RefSeq, a predicted model, not a curated record
AUGUCCGCCAAAAAGGUCACGAUAGCGGAGCUAAAAGCACUCCUCGCGCGUAUUGGUAGCCCGGCGAGUGGUACGAGACCGGUGCUCCAAGCACGGCUGGCCCAGGACCUCAAAACGCCUCGCCUGCCCAUCGCCACGGAUAAUAUGAUUGAUUUUCUAGCUUUAGAAGGCACCCCCAACUCAUUAACAAAGAGAAAAGGAAGGACCAGGAUUCUCAGUGUCGACAUGGGCAUUAAAAAUCUCGCCUUCUGCGUCGCAGAUGUCAGGCUAGAGGUCAAACCUACGAUCAGGAAAGAAACCCCGAAAGGCCACAUGAGCACCAUCGCUUGGCGCCGCAUAGACGUCGCAUGGGAAACCGCAAAGAAAAGUUCGGAUCCCGUACCGAGAGACUCGGAUGGCGAAGAUGCUCCAGAUGAUCCUUUCCAUCCCCGCAACUUGGCUGCUACUGCAUACGCUCUUCUCACUCGCAUUCUGCUGCCGUAUGAGCCGGAUAUAAUUCUCAUCGAGCGGCAGAGGUACCGCUCUGGCGGUGGUGCCGCAAUCCAAGAGUGGACUGUGCGGGUCAAUAUGCUAGAGGGUAUGCUGUGGGCUAUACUCGAAAGCCUGCGCCAAACAGCCUCUCAUCCAAAAUCAACGAAGAAGGAA